Molecule: messenger RNA, 1351 nt
Organism: Prunus mume (Japanese apricot)
Lineage: Eukaryota; Viridiplantae; Streptophyta; Magnoliopsida; Rosales; Rosaceae
Product: peroxidase 4-like
Biological process (GO): response to oxidative stress; hydrogen peroxide catabolic process
Molecular function (GO): heme binding; peroxidase activity
Source: RefSeq, a predicted model, not a curated record
UAACCAUGCCAGCGCUAAACUCCCCCUCCCCUCAUUUCUUCCUCUAUAAAUAUAAACCCUUUUAAUCUCCAUGCAUACACCAAAGGCUCUCUCAAGCUGCCAAAGCUAAACCACACUCCUAAACCCUUGUUAAACCCUUUGUUAAUUUAAUCAGCUUUUGAAAUUACCAAUGGCUUCUGGUAGGAGUUCUUCUAUGUGUUCCAUAUGGAUGAUUGUCCUUCUUGUGGGUUUCACAGGGAGCUCUUCUGCUCAGCUCUCUACAAAUUUCUAUUCGAAGAGUUGCCCUAAGGUUUUUCAUGCAGUCAAAUCUGUUGUGCGGUCUGCUGUGAAAAAAGAAAAGCGCAUUGGAGCUUCCCUCCUUCGCCUUCACUUUCAUGACUGCUUUGUUAAGGGUUGUGAUGGGUCUGUACUGCUGGACGACACUUCUUCCUUCACAGGAGAGAAGACUGCAGCUCCCAAUAAUAACUCUCUUAGGGGAUUUAAGGUUGUGGAUAAGAUUAAGUCCAAAGUGGAAAAAAGAUGUCCCGGCGUCGUUUCAUGUGCUGAUAUCUUAGCCAUUGCUGCUCGAGACUCCGUUAAAAUUCUUGGAGGACCAAGUUGGAAAGUUAAACUUGGAAGAAGGGAUUCCAAGACAGCUAGCCUUGCUGCUGCCAACAGAUCCCUCCCUGCUCCCACUUCUACCCUCAGCCAGCUCAAAACUGGAUUCCGAGCUGUAGGUCUCAAUGAAAGGGACUUGGUAGCCCUAUCUGGAGCGCACACGAUCGGGAAAGCAAAGUGCACAUCUUUCAGAGUUCGCAUAUAUAACGAGACCAACAUUGAUGCAUCAUUUGCCAAGGCCAGGCAAAGAAAAUGCCCAAGGACCGCAGGAGACAACAACCUUGCACCUUUAGACGUCCAAACUCCCCACACUUUUGACACUGCUUACUUCAAGAACCUCAUCAACCAAAAGGGCCUCCUCCACUCUGACCAAAUUCUCUACAACAAUGGUGGAUCCACAAAUUCAUUGGUUAAAAAGUACAGCGGCAGUGCCCAUACCUUCAAUUCCGACUUUGCCAAGGCAAUGAUCAAGAUGGGAGAUAAUAAGCCACUCACUGGAUCCAACGGUGAGAUUAGAUUGAACUGUAGGAGGCCUAACUAGCUAGCUAAGCUAAGGAGGUACUUUCUCUGUCACAAGAAUAAACCAGAAUUGGAGGUUUCACCCAGAUGUUGGGAGAAUUAUUGUUUUGUGUGAGAUAUAAGGUUAUUGUUUGUUGAGUUGAGUGAGAAUUUAAUUAGCUGGUGUUUUUUAUUCUUCCAACGCAUAAAAGCAUGUUUUUUAUUUCAAGAAAUUCAUAUUAGCUAAAGUUGUUUA